Rhizoctonia solani is the source of this 261-nucleotide messenger RNA. Its product is annotated as mitochondrial pyruvate carrier 1. Gene Ontology annotation, biological process: pyruvate import into mitochondria. Lineage: Eukaryota; Fungi; Basidiomycota; Agaricomycetes; Cantharellales; Ceratobasidiaceae. The transcript is spliced from 4 exons. The record is from RefSeq and is a predicted model, not a curated record. Gene Ontology annotation, cellular component: mitochondrial inner membrane. Bases 1 to 261 code for a protein of 86 amino acids.
AUGAAGUGGUGUCUGGUCGCUGCUGGCCUGAAGGACUUGAGCCGUCCUCCAGACAAGCUAUCCGUAUCGCAAAACGUCGCUCUUGCUGCUACUGGAUUCAUCUGGGUCCGAUACUCACUCGUUAUUACUCCCGUUAACUACUCGCUUGCGGCGGUCAACUUUUUUGUCGGAGCGUCGGGUGUCACCCAAUUGUACAGGAUUUGGGACCAUCGUCGAAAGAACCCUGCUCCAUUGGUAACUCCCAAGUUGGCAGCAGAUUAA